GGUGUAGCGAAGUGAGUGACGGAGUCCUUAACGUGCUAUUUUUCAAUUCAAUCGUUCUUUGACUUGCACACUUAUUUUGGUGUAAUUGUACACUAAGCUUGGUGUGAUACCAUGCCUAUUGAUGUGUCAUUCUGAUGUAUCAUUGUGUCAUGAUCCAUGUAUAUUUGCAUAAGAAACUUGUUGCUGCGUGUGUGAACCUGCCCGGGUUACUAGUCUGGGAGUGAGUGAGCACGUUUCAUUGGUGUCUGUGGUUACUAAGGGAUUUGGCGGUGCUGUCGAGGAUCUGGAUUUGGACAUUCACUAACUGCGGAUAUGAGCGGUGGUGAUGGUAGAUAUGGUCGCGAUGACCGGCAGGAGCGGUCGCAUGAUGGAGGAUGGCGCGGACGUCCAGAGUCAAGCCGGGAGAGACUGCGUGAGGGUGACCGUGACCAUCGGGCCUAUCAGCUGACUGGUAAUGAAUCGCCUCGUAGACUGUCUCCGAUAUGCUACGGGUGUAAAGUGCCCGGACACUAUCGGAGCGACUGUUGGAGGUUUUGGGCAGACCCAUUGUCAAGAAGGCAAGCUGAAACCGAUGGGUUUGUUUGCCCGCCUGAAUUUGACCGUCGAGGACGGUCCGUGUCACCAUGUCGAGCUGCGGCAACUGGGAUUCGGCGAUCACCAUCGAUUGAUUCGAAGACUGUAUCUCGGCUUGACGAGUUGGGUCAGAGCGUGGCCACCUUGCCUGAAUUUGUGGAUCUGGAGAUGGCACGACGGAACGAGAAGGAGAAGAAACGACGUGAGAAGGAAGAAGCUAGGCUUCGUGAAGAGGAGGAACGUAAAGCUGAAGCGGCGAAGGCUGCUAAGAAGAUGGAGAAGUUGAGGAAGCGAGAAGAAGAUCAACUGGAAUUAACGAAGGUGGUUGAAAUGCAACUAGCUCUUUGUAUCGGCAAUAUCUGUGAAAACCUUCAAAAUGAAAUUAGGAGAGUUGUCGGGGAUGUCGAGAAGAGGAAGGCCAAAGUGGUGGAACAAUUGCCAUCAACCUCGGGAUCGGGAGCUGGAGAUAAUGAUGUUGAUGUGAUCACAGAAGGGACUGAGCGACUGGAGAUUUGUGAGAAGCGGAAGAGGGGCGAGGAGACCCCGGUGGGUAAUAGUCCCCCCGUGACGACCCCAGCCAAGCGUGCGAACAAGCGCACUACGGUUUGGCCCCUCCAGUUCUCCGAUCGUCUGCAGCGAACCCGCACACGCAUAAGCAAGAAGGGUGGCCGUGCGCUUAAUAAAGCACAGACAGCUGUUAAACCACCUGCGCGAGAUAUGGCGAUGGAGCGAAUGAUCUUUCUGGAUCGCACUCGGCGGGAACUUGCACUCUGCAAUUGCGACCAAUUGCGAGUGCUUUGCCGUGAAGCUGGCGUUGGAUUUGCUGCCAAAGUCCAAGCGAUCUUUGAUAUCGCGGAUGCAAGAGCUCGUGUUAAGUAUGAUGAAGGUAAGCGGGAGGCGGGGGAAGACGAGGCCUGGGAGGAUAGUGUGAAGUCUAGUCCGGAGAAUUCCGAGGAUGAACCGACGAAUUGAAAAGAGCGAUCUGUGGAAUACUGGGGAGUGAUUUGCGACGUGGUAAUUGGCUACCGGCGUGAAUCCGGUUGUACCCAUCCAGAUGUUGAGUUGUUUUUCCGUUUGUUGGUGGUUUAUCUAACAUUGCGUGGGUAUAUUCGAUGGCUCGGUAAGUGUAUUGAUUCAUGGCUAGGUAUGUUCAAGCGUUAUGGCGUUAAUUUUUUGAGCCACCGAGGUCGUGUGUAUGUAGUCACCUCAGUGUUAUGUAAAUCACUGUAUGUCGGACAGACCUCGAGGGAACCCAACACAAGAUGGAACGAGCACGUCUCCGUUUCUAAACGAAGUGCGAAAUCGU
This is a messenger RNA of Chara braunii, 1879 nucleotides long. The record is from the annotation of a GenBank genome assembly. Lineage: Eukaryota; Viridiplantae; Streptophyta; Charophyceae; Charales; Characeae.